AUGGCGAUAAACGAUGUACACUUGCAUUGUCAUUAUAUACAUCACACUAUUUACGAACUUGUGAAAUCAUUUCCUGAUUAUAAAAAAAUAAUGGAUCUCUUUGAGGAUAAAGUGGAUCCACUGUAUAUUGAUAAAUGCAAUAAUGUGGACAUAGAUGUUUAUGGAACUUUUAAAUCCAAAAUUAAAAAUAAAUGUCCUCAAGUAAUAUCAUAUUUAUAUAAUGUAUAUGAACAAAAUAAUAAAAAUAUUCCUGAAGUAUAUUGUAAAUACUUGUCAUAUUGGAUAUACCAUGAUCUUCUUAAUAAGAAAUAUGUGAAUGGUAUCACAAUACUUUAUCAUUCGUUGAUAGAUGUGUUUAAAUCUAUUUACAAAGAUGUAAAUGUAGAUAUAUUAAAAAGAAUGUAUAUUAGUGAUACGACAUUAGCAAAUAUCACAUCUUUAUAUGAUAUAUAUACUUGUCUUGGUAUUAUAAAUGAUAAUCGUGGAUAUAAAUAUGACAAAAAUUUCUGUAAUGCAAUAAAAGCUAUUCAAGAUAAAAAUAAGGCAGAAAUGGAAGCAAGAUUUAGUGCACUUAGGGAUCAGAAUGUUGUACACACUUGCAAAAAUAAAAUUCCUUUUAGUAUUAUAAUUACGCUUUUUAUAAUGUUCUUAACAACACUUUUAUUAUUUAUUGUGUAUAAGUUCACACCAUAUGGUUCAUACCUGUCUCAUGAAAUAAAAAAAAUUAAAAAGAAAUGGAAAAAUAUCCAUGAAGCAAGUAUUAUAAGGGAGUCUUCAGAGAUACCCCAAUAUAAUUUAAAUGAUAAGUGCUAUGAUAUAUUGUAUCACUGCGAUUAA
This is a messenger RNA of Plasmodium gonderi, 837 nucleotides long. RefSeq names its product variable surface protein. Bases 1 to 837 code for a protein of 278 amino acids. The transcript has 3 exons. Lineage: Eukaryota; Apicomplexa; Aconoidasida; Haemosporida; Plasmodiidae. The record is from RefSeq and is a predicted model, not a curated record.